AUGGUACUUACACAACCAAGAGGACCCUCCUCCCGAGAUCCUGACAAGUUUCCAGCUGCGCAAUUGUUCCUGCUUGCUCUCGUAAGAGUAGCGGAACCAAUCGCGCUCACCUCCAUCUUCCCCUACGCCUGGAAGCUCGUCCUCAACUUCCAUGUCGGCGGCAAAGACCAGGCCAGCUUCUAUGCUGGCAUCCUCAUCUCGGCUUUCGCCUUGGCGGAGUCGAUCACGGGGAUGUACUGGGGAGGACUUUCGGAUAAGCUAGGUCGCAAGCCGGUGUUGAUCAUGGGAUGCUUCGGUACGAUCGCUUCCCUCCUUGUUGUGGGCUUCUCCAUGAACUUCUGGAUGGCACUGUUCGGGCGUAUGCUAGGUGGUGCGCUCAAUGGCAACAUCGGAGUUGUUCAGACAAUGGUCGGCGAGUUGGUGGUCAAUCCGAAGCACGAACCCAAAGCAUACGCGGUAAUGCCAUUCGUGUGGUCUGUAGGAACGAUCGUGGGCCCAUCAAUUGGUGGCUACUUCGCUACGCCGGUCGACAACUUCCUGGGCACUUUCUCUUCAGAUGGACUGUUCGGACGCUUUCCGUACCUCCUGCCGAACUUGAUCUGCGCCGGAUUGAUGGGUAUCUCCAUCAUUUCAGCCUGGCUGUGUCUCGAGGAGACGCACCCAGACAAGCAGCCAGGAAGCGCACCGUCCGAAUCGGAGCAGGAAGAGGAAGAGGAGCAGGAAUUCUUCCGCCACUUCCGAGCAGACUCCUCUGCCAUGACCAUGCAGGCAUCAGACACGACUCCAGGCGUCAAUCUGACACAAGAGAGCUACGGCACCUUCAACGCCGUCUCCGAAGACGCCAUCGAGGAAGAAUGGGAUCUCAAGCCGGACGGCACGAGCAGAACUCCGAGCAUGGACGAAGGGACACAGCAGAAGUGGCUCACGAAGCGCGUUAUCAUGCUCACUAUUGCUUUGGGGAUCUUCACCUACCACUCCAUGACAUAUGACCACUUGCUGCCCAUCUUCUGCCAAGACGACCGAGCGACUGCGGGAGGCGAGGAGAUGAUGUCGAUGCUUGCCGCAUCAACAGCGAACAGAAAUGGUUCUCUCGCUGGCGGUCUGGGUUUCAGCAUCAAGGACGUCGGCUUCAUCAUGACUAUCAACGGCGCCAUCGCUCUGUUCGUGCAAGGAGUCAUCUUCCCCGUCAUGGCCAGUUUGCUGGGCGUCUGGAAGACCUUCCUGGUGGUCUCGAUCCUUCAUCCGAUCGCUUACUUCAUCGUGCCCUUCCUGACACUCCUGCCGCCGAACCUGGUCUUGCCUGGUCUCUACGCCUGCUUGGCAGUCCGCAACUGCCUCUCUAUUCUCGCCUACCCGGUGCUCCUCAUCCUGAUCAAAGAAGCAUCACCCGGACCCAGCUCCCUCGGCAAGAUCAACGGCCUCGCAGCCUCCACCGGCGCCGCCUGCCGCACCAUCGCUUCGCCUGUCGCUGGUAUGCUGUACGGCAUCGGCAUUCAGAUCGGUUUCACGGCUAUCGCGUGGUGGGGCAGCGCCCUCGUUGCCGCUAUCGGUGCGAUCCAGGCCCUGACGAUUGCCAGGAACAGCAAGGGCGACCAGCAUCACGUCCGACCGGUCGCUCCUUGUAGAUUUAUGGGCGAGACGGACGAGCAGAGGGUGAGGCGGAAGAGGAGUGUGGUUCACAUUCGCGUCAGCGAUAGUGGGUACGCUAGCGAAGAGGAGGAGAGGACGCCAUUGAUGAGGCGGGAGAACGUUUGA
Molecule: messenger RNA, 1755 nt
Organism: Saxophila tyrrhenica
Lineage: Eukaryota; Fungi; Ascomycota; Dothideomycetes; Mycosphaerellales; Extremaceae
Exons: 4
Coding region: 1-1755 (584 amino acids)
Biological process (GO): transmembrane transport
Molecular function (GO): transmembrane transporter activity
Source: RefSeq, a predicted model, not a curated record